This is a messenger RNA of Paraglomus occultum, 1617 nucleotides long. NCBI's taxonomy places the organism in Eukaryota, Fungi, Glomeromycota, Glomeromycetes, Paraglomerales, Paraglomeraceae. The record is from the annotation of a GenBank genome assembly.
AUGUACUACAAACAUCGUGCAUAUUAUCUGGAUGAACUUUUAUUUCUUGAUACAAAUAUACCACAUGAAAAAAUAUUCUUUAUUGCUAGAGCGAGCACGAUUAUUCUCAAAGUAAAGGCUCCUGAAGACGACCAAUAUAAAUUGUUAAACGAUGCUACCCGUACAACAGAACAAACAUGGUUAAUACAAACAAUAUUACAUUACUGGUUGAACGGUACACGUUCAGCAAACGAAAUCCACCAGAAAACAAACAUUUCCCUUCGAACUGUUGAACGAAAAAGAGUGGUUGCCGCCAUUGGACAACAUAUACGUAACAACGAUACUAUUUCUAUUUCAACUCGACAACUUGCUGUAAAAGUGCAAGAAAUCAAGGAACAUCAUGGGCAGAAGCACAUAUGCAAGACAACUGGAGCCGCGCCAUCUUCACUGAUGAGACUGAAUUUGACCUUUUCCGAAGCAAAGUCCGUCGAUGGCAGUAAAACUCUUUCGGCGGCUACACGUCAGAAGAAACUGGUCGGCCAGAUUCAACUCUACACGUCCAACGUGGCGAAAAAUUUUAUUGCCGAAAAUAGGAUUAAGGCAAUUGAUUGGCCGGCAAAAGUCCCGACCCUAAUCCUAUGGAAACCUUUUGAAGGGGAAAGAGCGAAUGAUGGAGGAUUUUCUAUUAACGCUAUAUUUUUAUCGUCGAUGCUUUUAAACAUCGCUUUCCCAUCGACCAGCAUAUGGAUGACACGCGUACUAGGGAGUUUGUGUACCAAACCUAAAUUAAUUUCCACGCUUUACGCAAUACUCUGGACCGCUCAUGUUAUCCCUCACAGCAUGCAUCAUGAGAAGACUUUAGAACGGCAGAGAAUUAGAGACACAAAACCGGAGGAUAGAGUGAUAAAAAAAGAAACAAUAUGGAAUAUAUGUGUGGUCGAUAACAUUGAUUUUGUCGAAAAAACUUUUGCGUACGGAAAUAUUUUUGAUGCUGCUAGACGUAGUAUUCACGCCACAGUUAGAAUGAAAGACAAGUCUGUUCGGAGAGACAGAUUACGCAAAAGGAUUAUUACUUACAUUAUCGAAGAAGUUUUUCGAAAAGAUUCAAACACCUGGUGCCAAGAAACAGUUUUAGACGCCAUUAGACAAACUGUAAUUGAUGGAUGUAACGUUCCACCACCUAACGUUGUAAUUCUAAAACCGGGAGAAAGUCCAAACUGUAAUGCAAACGUGCAUAAAGCAUGCAAAAUGUAUUUUGAUGACGUUGGCACGGAGAACAGUGGUUGCCUCGAUAUUGUAUGUGAUGAAGCACUUUUUCGUCGAUUGAUUCCAUUCGAAGAACAACAUUCACAAUGCAGACUGAUGCUCGGUCAAUGGCAUACAUCGAAAAACAGUGCUGAACUAAAUCCUGAAGGAUAUAAAAGACUUUUUGAAUGUUAUGACAUUGGCGUCGCGCGCAUGAACGCAAUUCUACGGCAAGACGUUUAUAAAACGGAACCUAGAGUCGUGAAAGGCAGACGAGGAAAAAACGUCACAGUCCAUAAGUGGGAUCCAGAAAAAGGGAAAAGUCUUAUUCGAAGGUCCUCGAAGAAGCAAAAACAAUCGAAAACGGACGAUGAUGUCGAGAUGACGGGUUAG